Macrobrachium nipponense is the source of this 594-nucleotide messenger RNA. Its product is annotated as oocyte zinc finger protein XlCOF2-like. Gene Ontology annotation, biological process: regulation of DNA-templated transcription. NCBI's taxonomy places the organism in Eukaryota, Metazoa, Arthropoda, Malacostraca, Decapoda, Palaemonidae. The record is from RefSeq and is a predicted model, not a curated record. Gene Ontology annotation, molecular function: DNA-binding transcription factor activity, RNA polymerase II-specific; RNA polymerase II cis-regulatory region sequence-specific DNA binding. The transcript has a single exon. The coding region runs from base 1 to 594 and encodes 197 amino acids.
AUGAAGGUUCAUACUGGAGAAAAACCAUUCACUUGUGCAGAAUGUGGGAAGACCUUUUCUCAGAAAAGUCACCUUAGUGGGCACAUGCUGACUCACACUGGAGAAAAACCAUUUCCAUGCACAAUCUGUGGUACAAGAGCAUUUGCCCUAAAAAGACAUCUCAAAAAUCAUAUGUGGAAAUGCAUUGGAGUGAAGUCAGCCAGAGGCACUAGAAGUCAGAAUCCAUCUUCUGUGGAACUUCGUCGGGCUCUCAGGAGAGUGAAGCGAUACACAUGCGUAGAAUGUGAGAAGAAAUUUUCUCGAAAGCCCAUUCUCAGAGAUCAUAUGAGGAUUCACACUGGCGAGAAGCCAUUUAUGUGCAGUGAAUGUGGGAAAGCAUUUUCACUAAAAAAUACUCUGACAAACCAUAUGACUACUCACAAAGGAGAAAAGCCAUUCACAUGCAGAGAGUGUGGGAAAGCUUUUACUCGGAAAAGUGGACUGAUAUCGCACGGAAAGAUUCACUCAGUUGGGAUGUCAUUUGCAUGUAGAGAAUGUGGGAAAAAAUUUUCUCUAGAACAUGAUCUUACAAUUCACCUGAAGGUUCAUGCUUGA